CGAAACUGAUUUUUAUCAAUGGCCGAAUUGGUAGCUUUUAUUUCUCAAAAUAAAUAUACAAUUCAUUUACGAUUUAUUAUUAUGCAAAAGAGUUAUAAAUAAUCGUAAUAAUUUCUUUCCUCAAAUUUACAAAACAUUGAAAUCUUAUUCUUUUUUUUAAAAAAAAAUUAAACCUCAAGAAUUUUGCAAAAAUGGGUAAAAAUAUCGUCGUAUUGUGUGACGGCACUUGGAAUGGUGCAAACUCCGGAACUAACAUUUAUAAGUUAUAUAAAGAAUUAAUACUUGAGCAACAACAUGUCAAGUACAUAAACGGUGUUGGAAUUGGAAAAUCGGCCUUGGGUUUUAUAAUCGAUGGUGCUGUAGCUCUAAGCCUUGAUACUAAAAUAAAAGAGGGUUAUAAAUAUAUAGUUGAACACUAUAAUCCUGGUGACGAUAUAUGGCUUUUCGGCUUUAGCCGUGGUGCUUAUACCGUGAGAUGUAUUGUUGGAAUGAUAAGAAAUUGUGGGAUACUAAAAGUGGAUCAAAACAACACAUCUGAGCAAGUUGACGAACGUGUUGAUCAUGCUUAUCUUAUCUAUCGUAAUAGAGACAGGAAUUACCACCCGGAAGGAACUGGAUCUGACGAAUUCAAAAAAAAAUUAAGUCAUCCUGACUCUAAAAAGCCAGUUAUUAAGUUUCUUGGACUUUGGGACACUGUUGGUGCUCUUGGCCUACCCAUAUAUGAUAUUGACGAAGGUUUCAAAUAUUUAGAAUUUUACGAUCAAGUCGUGCCCAAUGUAGUUAAUUGUGCGUGUCAAGCUUUGGCUAUUCACGAAAGAAAUGCUUUUUUCGAGCCUUGCCAUAUAUAUCCAAAUAGUUCCCGUACCGUAACUGUCAAAGAGACUUGGUUUCCUGGUAUACAUAAUGAAAUAGGCGGUGGAACUUUUUUAUCAUUUGGAGGAAAUGAAAGAAUAUCAAAAGCAACUAUGCUUUGGAUGAUAGAACAUGUUGUACAAAUUGGAGGUUUGUUAAUGCGAGAUGAUCUUGAGGGUUAUCGUACUCGAUUAGAUUACGGACCUUCUUGGAACCUCAUAAAUUUAAUAUUUGACAAUUAUAAUGCUCUAUUCCCAACGCCCAUGCUUAAAGACAGAGUUAUUCGUCUAAAAUUAGAUCCUAGUGAAAAAUUUUUAAGAAAAGAUCUACUUUAUAGAGAUGGUGACUGGUUACUUCCAUUUGGUACCAGGUCCCAUCUGCGUACUCAUUAUGGUUCGAAAACGUACGAAGUGUUGCGUAAUUCUAUGGAAAUAAAGGAAAUCAUGCUAUACAACAAUAUAAUAUACGACAAGGACGUAAAUGAAAAGAGCAAAAAUAUAUUUGAAUGGCUCAUUUAUAAUAUUUUACUUAGGAUUAUGACUUAUUUCAUUUGUUUAGUACUUAUUAUGAAAAAAAAUAAUUUGUAAAAUAUAGAAUUAGAUUAAGACAUCUAUUAACCGGUUAAUUUAUUCGGUAAAAGCGCAGAUCACUGGUUUAUAUUAACAUUAUGAAAAAUUGUUAGCAAAAUACUUCAAGUAUUAAUAACUAUAAACUGGUACUUAAUUCUUGCUGGAAUUAAGAUUUAAAUUUUGCAACUCCGGCGGUCAAAUGUUAAUGCCGGCGGCCGGCCAGAAUUAAGUUUUAACUGAUUAAUUAACCGGUCG
This is a messenger RNA of Rhizophagus irregularis DAOM 181602=DAOM 197198, 1676 nucleotides long. RefSeq lists its product as uncharacterized. The record is from RefSeq and is a predicted model, not a curated record. Lineage: Eukaryota; Fungi; Glomeromycota; Glomeromycetes; Glomerales; Glomeraceae.